Molecule: messenger RNA, 3927 nt
Organism: Oenanthe melanoleuca
Lineage: Eukaryota; Metazoa; Chordata; Aves; Passeriformes; Muscicapidae
Product: ninein-like protein
Exons: 15
Coding region: 1165-2640 (491 amino acids)
Biological process (GO): microtubule anchoring at centrosome
Cellular component (GO): centrosome
Source: RefSeq, a predicted model, not a curated record
GCGCGCGGCACCACGGGAUGGCCGCGGCUUGGGAAGGGCGUGAGGGGAUUUCCCAGCCCGGCCGGGCCUGGGGUGUCUCCGGAGAGGGAGAAUCCGCCACCUCCCUUCCCUGCGCAGCCCGGGGGUCCGGCGCCCUGCCACGCUCAGCGCGAACAAGUUGUUCCUCACGCUGAGGUGGAACUUUCGUGUUUUAGUUUAUGGCCGCUGAUCCUCGUCCUGUCGCUGGGCGCCACUGGAAAGCGCCCGGCACCAUCCUCUCGACACCCGCCGUUGAGGCCAAGCCCCAUCAACCUUUCCUCAUGAGAGGUGCGCCAGUCCCAUCAUCAUCUCUGCCGCCCUCCGCUGGAGCCUCUCCAGGAGCUCCUUGUCUUUCUUGUCCUGAGGGAGGAGCCCAGACCUGGACAGAGCACUCCAGAAAGAGCAGAGUAAAGAGGCAGGAUAAGCUCCCUCCGCCUCCUGCCGCUGCUCUUCCCAAUUCACGCCGGGAAAUUGAUCUAGGGGGCUGGACGGGGAUGUGCUCGCCGCUUGCGCAUGCGCGGGGCCUCAGGGCCGAGCGGGGCCGAAAGGGGCCGAGCCCAGCCGAACGGUGCCGAGCGGUGCCGAGCCGAGGCGAGGUGGCCGAACGGAGCCGAGCCGAGCCAGGCCGCUGCUGCAGUGUCCCCAUCCCCGCGGAUGCAUAACCCCGUUUUCCAGGGUAUGUCAGGGUCUCUUGAGCAGCCAAAGCUCAGGAAGCUCCAUGAGAUGAGGUUUGUUAAAAGGAUCCUGGUUGAUGGCCUUGAUCUGCAGCUGCAUUAUGUGGUUGUUUCCACUAACCUUGGUGCUCUCAGUUCCAAGAACAGGCAAAGCAUUUGCUUUUGAAGUAAGACCACAUUAAUGUGCUGAGGUGGAAGUCAAUCUCUGCUUACCCGGACAGCCAGGACAGCUCAAUCCAAGAUCUUGAGCAUUGGAGGGGAACACCCAGGGAAGCAGCCUGUCCUUCUGGCCAAGCUUCUCCAGCAUCAGCAAAGGCACUGGCUUUGCCAAGCCUCAACUUGUCAUUGCCACCUGAGCCCUGGAAGAACUUAGAGGAGAUCCUCAGGGUCCCUGGAUUGGUGGUGAGGCAGCAGCAGCUCGGAGGAGCAGGUGAGCCUGGCAGGACUGCCUGCAGCUUUGGGCAACACACCCAUGGUCCCCAGGAGUGGCCUCCAGCAUGCAGCUGGCACCUCCUACAGAUACAAACUGCAGUGCCUCUGGACCCAGGUGAGGCAGAUUGCCAGGGAGAGGGACAAGGCAAGGCUCAGUUUGGAGAAGGCAGAGAGACACUGCCUGCAGCUGGGCAGGGAGCUGGAUGAGCAGUACAUUGCUCUUGAGCACACCCAGAGCAAGCUCAGGGAUUUUCAGGCAGAAAUAGAGGCAAAAGAGCUGCUUUUGCAGCAAGCAGUGAGUCACCAGGCAAAGCUGGAGGCUGAUGCACGGCUCCUCCAGGGCAAAGAGGCCAACCUGCAAGGGAGACUGAGCCAUGUGAUGAACGAGAACACACAGCUACAAAACAAGGUCACAGAGAUGGCUGAGAAACUGUCAGCCUCUGAGGAAAUGGUGUUAGAGCUGCAAAAAGAACUGAACCACAUUGUGAAGGAUAAGCUGGAGCAGGGGGAGCCCCACAGCCCAGAGUUCCUGAAGCAGAGCGAGCGCUUUGCCGAGAUCGUGCUGGAGUACGAGCGGCAGUGCCAGGUGCUGUACGACCAGAACGCAGCGCUGCGAAGGGAGCUGCAGAGGCUGCAGCUGCAGGACAGCAGGGCUGAGGGAGGGCUGCCAGCAGCAGAAAUGUCACUCCCAGUGGAGCAGCUCCAAGAGAAGCUGCAGGACCUGAAGGUUCAGCUGGAAACCAAGAGUGAGAAGGGCAAGGAGGAGCUCUCUCACCCAGAUGUCAAGAUGCACCAGCUGGGCUGUGAACCCCCUGAGCACAAGGCUGGUCACAGUGAUGGCCCUGGCACUGCUCAACUGCAGAGCCAGAGGCUUCUGGAGGCUGAGUGGCAGCGAGGAGCAGAGAUUGCUGCAAGGCUGGAGCACCACCAGAGGCAUGCAGCAUGUUGGAUGGAGAUGGAGCUGCUCCAACAGCAGCUCCAGGGCUUGCAGGAGAAGUUUUUGGAAGCCAAAGCAAGCCUGAGCCUGGCCCAGGCCCAGCACUCUGUGCAGCUGCAGCAGGCCAAGGCCCAGCUGAACAAAAUGGUGCCAAAGAAGCAGUUUGAGCAGCUGCAAAACACCUUGAGAGAGGAACAGUGCAAGACUCGGCAGCUGCAGGAAAGCCUCCAGCGGCAGGCUGAGCAAACCUGCAGGCAGCUGCUCAGGACCCAGGAGGAACACGAGCAGCUGCUGCAGGCAGCUGUGGAGCAGGCAGAGGGGCUGGAACAGAGUCUGAGGAGUGCUGAAGCUAUGCUGGCAGAGAGGGCAGCUCAGCUCAGAGAUGCCCAGGCCCAACUCUCCAGGAACAAACUAUUGAUUGAAGAGCUCCGUGGAGAGAACAGGAGGUUUGCAAUGGCCCUGCAGGCUGCUGAGCUGAGGCAGAAGAGCAUGGAGGAGAAGAACCAGCUGCUGGAGGAACAAGCCUCAGCUCUGAAGCAGCUUAUUGGAAAAAUCACACCAGCAUCUCUGAGUGGGUGAUGGGGCAUCUACAGUGGCAGCCCCUGGUCCUGGCUGGGCUGGUCAGGUGCAGAAUGGGAAGUAUGGCUGGGUUGGGAAAUCAGCUUUGUCCUCUCUGGUCUUGCCAGGAUUUUCCUGUGCAAAAAAUAGCAAAUGGGGAGCCUAGAGUCCUUUGAGGAAACUGGUCCUGUGGAUAGCUGAAUUUUCCAACUGAAAGCAGCAGCCUUGUGCCUUUCUCAGUGGCAGUGUGCUGUUAUGUCAUGUCUGUCUCAGGGCAGCCCUCUCACAGGGUUUUCUUUGGCAGUGUUUGGUGGUUAUGCAGGUGCUCCCUCUCUGCAGAGGUUGAUACUGGAGCCACAGUUGGAAAGCCAGGACAGAAGGGCUUGCAGGUCUCUAUGCCUGGCUCACUCUGAGCAGGAAAUCUGAGUUGUGGCAUUAAAAUGUUUGUAAUGUUACAGCACCUCCUGCCAUCCCCAGUCUGCUCUGUAUUUCAGUAACUUUCCCCAGCUGCUCCUGAACAUUUAUUCCCAACAGCUCCUCCUAAAGCCUGAGCCUAGGAUCCAAAACCAACCAGAUUGUUGCCUCUGCAGUGAGCAGGACAGAGCAGUGCUGUAAUAUCCCAGGGAUUUAUCCUGUUCCUGCAUUCUUCCCCAACUGUUUGCUGUCUGAGACGGGGGCUAAGCAAACCUCUAGUCUUACCUAGGGCUAAUGUUUUUUCAAGUGUUUUCCCAGACACAGUGCAAGAGCUGAGCAGCUCCAUUAGGAAGACCAGACAGGGAAAGCAGCUCUUCAGCCUUGUUCUGGUUUUGUGCUAACCAGAAUCCUUAAAACCCUCUGCUCCCUUUCCCACCUCUACUCCAAAUACCCUGUAGGCCCUGCCAGACCAGUGCUCUGUGAUAAUAGAUUCUACAGAGGAACAGAGGCACAGACCAAGCACACUGGGAAAAACCCAGGGCCAUGACCCAGACUGCAGUGAUCAUUCACAAAGCACCUCAAGAAACAACAUUUAUGGGUCUCUGAUGGGGACAAGGCUUCAGGUCUAAUCCUGGAAAGAACCUUGUGCAGCUUUAUCUGACACUUGGAGGAGCAGUUCCACUGAGAUACUUAAAUCACACUGCAGGGUCUGGAUGGGUUUGGCUGGAGAGCCAGAUCAGACUGCUGAAUGAGCACCACAUUAACUGUUAAAAACCCAAGAGACUGAGGCUGAAGGAGUUCUUUAUUUUGAAACUGUGGAGUUUUGGUGGCUUCUAGAGCCCAGCCAGUUGGUGUCUUACUCCCACAUGCACAGUGGGAAUAAAGAACUACUCC